This is a messenger RNA of Amoebophrya sp. A25, 204 nucleotides long. Lineage: Eukaryota; Dinophyceae; Syndiniales; Amoebophryaceae. The record is from the annotation of a GenBank genome assembly.
GUUGUGACAUUGCAUGCAAGUGUGAAUUCAGAGGAAUCGCCACCGUUAGCUGAUUACUCAGCGUCUUCGAAUUUUCGCCGCAUCCCAGUUCCCGGAGGAUGUUGCCUCAGUGACGCACCCCGAUGGCAGGUUGCCGCGUCUAGGUGGCAGCCUGGACUGUCUACACUUCCUUCGCAGCUACUCAAAGGCAUCGAAACGGCUGAG